Molecule: messenger RNA, 1428 nt
Organism: Aureobasidium melanogenum CBS 110374
Lineage: Eukaryota; Fungi; Ascomycota; Dothideomycetes; Dothideales; Saccotheciaceae
Exons: 2
Coding region: 1-1428 (475 amino acids)
Source: RefSeq, a predicted model, not a curated record
AUGGAUCAACAACGGCCCUGGAGCAGGAGUGGCAUCAGUCCUCACUCGCGAUCCAUGUCGGAGCGAAAGGCGAAGCGCUUCAGCCUCACGUUCCCCAUCCAAACAUCCUUGUCGCCCACCUCGACCACUCUCUCGCCAGUCCUGCCAUAUACCCCUCUGCUGCCCGAGAAGCCAACCUUGCCCGCUGGGCCCACCGACUCUGCCUUCCUCACCGCACUGGCCGCUCACGAGCGACGCGUACUGGAACUGAGAGAGGAACUCAUCAAGGCCGAGCAUGAACUCCACCGCCUCAAACAGACAUGGGCUGCUCACGAAGCCCACAAGAAGCGCCAGCAUGAUCCGCGCAGGCUUCACAAGAUGCAAUCCAUGCACCCCGCUGUCGACACGGCCGAUCCUGCACUCAGCUCCCGCCAGCACGAUAUGGAGCGACGAAGAGCUCUGCUGACCAGCAACAAGAAUUCGAACCGCACAGUCUUUUCUGGCUCUCGCCAUGCUCGUGCUUUGUCUUUGUUGUCUCCUGAUGCUAUGCGCCCGCCGCCACCUCGAUUACAACCUCAGCCGCGCCCUGAACAAGACUCAUCGCGUCCCCCACAUCCUGCUCGCGUACCCACCGAUGCCGACCUGACCACUGAAGUGGCACGUACAGCAGACGAUGCUAUUGACCUAGGCUUGCCUCGCGAGGUUCUGCUCAAGACUGGCAAACAAAUGGCUUCUGACUUUCGAGAUGGCUUGUGGACGUUCAUUGAAGAUCUGAGACAGGCUACAGUUGGCGACGAGGGUAUCAAUGGAACAACUUCACGAACCCAGUCUCGCUCUCCGAACCCGUCCAGGUCUCCCGGACCCCAGCCCAGUAGGGCUAGUCUCAAACCGUCGCCUAAUACACAGCCAUUGAAGAGAAGUGCCACAACCGGUAGCCGACGAACUAAUUCCCGCUCGCCAGCUCCGUCUGCUGCUGAGGAAAUCGCAUACCUUGAUAUUGGCAACUCGUUUUGGAAGGAGCACGAUCCCACGCCUGCACCCAUUCUUCGCAAACCCUCCAAGAAGUCUAUUCAUCCUCCUGCCAAGGUCAAUCGUGCAUCGACCAGCUCCCUCGAUGCAUGGGAAAGUUGGGAUCCUACAGUCCCUACCUCUGAUCCCAAACCAUCACGAUCCAAUUCAUCAGUAUCUGAGCCUCACACAUCUUCGAGCCCGGAUGGAACUAGUCCCAGGACCAGUAUGAGUUCGUCUAGAGACACGAAGAGAGAUUCAUUGCCAUGGCCUGCGCUGAACAAAUUGGCCCCAAGCAAUCUCAGACGCACUGCUUCACAUCUCAUGAACGAGUGGGAGAAGAGUCUAAGCCCUUCACCCGCUGAGGGAGAUAGGCAGGGCGAUUACAUGGGCAGAGCCAUCUCUCCUGCGGGGUCUUUCAAGGAGACUAAGAACGAUUGA